AUGUUCUCUUUUCCAGUUCCAAAGAGAAAAAGUUCCGAAAAUUAUUUGAUUUCCAGAGGAUGGGAAUUGAUUUCAAUAUUUAACGAUCCCGGUGGAACCAAGAAAUCUAAAAUAGCAGUUGUCUUUGAUGACGAUGAGGACACGUGUUUUACUCUCCCAACCCAAGAAGACUUCACGCCUUUCUUAAUGAUGAGCCUACCGACAGAACCUGUCUUCGGUAUUCAGGCAAAGGCUUUCGUCCUUAACAUAUCCGGGAUAGGCAUAUCAUGUGACAGACACUCAAAUGCCCGGAUGCUUCAGGUAUCCUACAGAGCCAUCAAAGAACCGACCCAGUUCUGUACUCUGACGGACAACAAGGCUGUACCUGACGCUUUUUCUAGUUGUGUAUUUCGUUGUGACUGUCCAGACCCCGCCCACUGUAGAGAAGUCAAUCUGUAUUUAGCCAGUGGUAAUGCUAAGGGGGCGUGGUCUCUCUGUGAAAUGAAAGCUACUACAGUGUAAUUCCUAUGUUUGGAAAAAAUUGA
Messenger RNA from Saccostrea cuccullata (small rock oyster), 524 nucleotides. RefSeq lists its product as uncharacterized. NCBI's taxonomy places the organism in Eukaryota, Metazoa, Mollusca, Bivalvia, Ostreida, Ostreidae. The record is from RefSeq and is a predicted model, not a curated record. The coding region runs from base 1 to 501 and encodes 166 amino acids. The transcript is spliced from 3 exons.